AUGGCCACCGCGCCCCAUGGAGCCGGAAAGCACGACGACGACCGGGACUUCUUCAAGGUGAAGCGCAUCGACUUCCUCGGCGCCAAGCGCGCCAUCGUGUGCCAGAACGAGAACGGUCCGUGCCCGCUCAUCGGUAUCGUCAACGUGCUGCUCCUGCGCAACGCCGUCACCCUCCAGGGCGCGCCGGACGUACCGGAGGUGUCCGCCCAGGAGCUCAUGAGCCUGGUCGCGGCGAGGAUCUUGGACGAGAACGCCCGCGGCGGGGCGGGCGGCCGCACGGGCGACGACGCAGCCAAGGGCGACGACUUCGAGGCGAUGGACGCGGAGCAGGCGGAGGCGAUGCGACAGAACCAAGAGCAGAACGUCUCCGACGCGAUGGCGGCGCUCCCGUCGCUCGCCACGGGCCUCGACGUCAACGUCCGUUUCCGUCACGCGCUCGACUUUGAGUUUACCGCCGAGCUGGCGAUAUUCGACCUGCUCGACAUCACCUUGUGUCACGCGUGGGUCGCGGACCCGGCGCACCACCCGGAAGCCGCCGCCGCGAUCGGCGCACGCGGGUACAACCAGCUGAUGGAGCGCGUCAUCGAGCUGACGUGCGCGGCGGAGGAGACGCAGGCGGAGGCGGAGGCGUCGCAGAGAGAUUCAGGUUCCGUCGCAGCCCCGGGAGGGUUCGAUGCAACUAUGGAAGGGCGCGACGCGGAUGAACCGCCCGAAGCGCCCUCGACGCGGAUGAGCCGGAGCCGAAGCGAGGAGGAAAUGGUGCGGCGCGCGAUGCAACUAUCGCUGGAGGAAGCCAACAGGGGGAACGAAGAGGAGGACGUCGUCGCGGCGAUCGUCUCCGAGUUGGUCACUCGCGCCGCAAACGCAUCCGAGGAAUACAAAGACAAAGACGGAUGCGAAUCGUCGCGACGCGAAUCGUCGGCCGUUUUUGGUAACGUCCUCGCCGAGAGGUACGUCCUCGACGACUUCUUAGCCUCGUCGGCGUCGCAGCUGACCAAAGGCGGUUUAGCGUCGGCGCUGGCGAAAGUCAAAGAGCGAGAACUCGUCGUGUUUUUUCGCAACAACCACUUCAGCACCGCGUUUAAGUUAAACGGGGUGCUGUACAACCUGGUGACGGACUUGGGGUACCUGGGCGAACCCGACGUGGUGUGGGAGGUGCUGGCGAACCCACCCGGGGGGAACGAGGGGGGAACGAAGGGAGGCGACGCGGGGGAACGAAGGCGGCCGGCGGAGGGAACCUUCGUGGACGGCGGUUUCAACGCGUUUACCCCGCACCUGGAUCCAUCCGGGUCGAUGGGCGUAACGGCUGGCGUAACGGCCGGGUUGUCGACGGAAGAGGACGCGCAGAUGGCCGCCGCGCUGCUGGCGUCCGUCAGGGACGUACGCGGCGGAGGUGCCGGGGAGGGCCCGCCGAUUACCGGCCAAGCGGAGUCGUCGUCGUCGCUGAUUGCGGGUGAUUUCCUUCGAGCACCGAACAGCCCUUCGGAGCGGCGAACGGCGGCGGCGCCCGACGCGGACUACGCGCUCGCCGUGCAGCUCCAGGCGGAGUACGAGGAGGAGGCGAGGCGAGCGGAGGAGGCGAGGCGACGUUCGCGGGCGGAGGCUGAGCGGUCGCGGGCGGCGGCGGCGGAGGCUGAGCGGUCGCGGGCGGCGGAGGCUGCGAAGAAGAAGAAGAAGAAGAAGGCUUCCUCCUCCUACGGUUCCGACUGCGUCAAAGAAACCGAACCGCGCACGAUGUCCGACUGGUGGGGAUCCAUCACCAAGGGCGCCACCGACGCCGCCGAGACCACCCGCCUCGCCGCGCAGCGCACCAAGCUCCAGGCCGAGGUGCUCUACCUCGAGCAGCAGAUCAAGGGCGUGCUGCAAAAGUUCGGCGUCGACGUCUUCCAGCACAUGGAGAGCAACAACAGCGCGCAGGUGCAGCAGCACUUCACCGAGGCGAAGCGGGAGGUGGACACCUUCCGGGAGCAGGUGGCGGCUAAGAACGCGGAGAUCGCCGACAUCAACCGAUCGAUGGAGAACGUGGGGAAGGCCCCGCAGAGCUCCGGAGUGGCCAUGUGA
Micromonas commoda is the source of this 2061-nucleotide messenger RNA. RefSeq lists its product with no specific name. Lineage: Eukaryota; Viridiplantae; Chlorophyta; Mamiellophyceae; Mamiellales; Mamiellaceae. Gene Ontology annotation, cellular component: cell periphery; cytosol. Gene Ontology annotation, molecular function: K48-linked deubiquitinase activity; cysteine-type carboxypeptidase activity; cysteine-type deubiquitinase activity. The coding region runs from base 1 to 2061 and encodes 686 amino acids. Gene Ontology annotation, biological process: protein K48-linked deubiquitination. The record is from RefSeq and is a predicted model, not a curated record. The transcript is spliced from 2 exons.